Molecule: messenger RNA, 633 nt
Organism: Arabis nemorensis
Lineage: Eukaryota; Viridiplantae; Streptophyta; Magnoliopsida; Brassicales; Brassicaceae
Source: the annotation of a GenBank genome assembly
AUGCCACACAAUCGUUUGUUAAACUUCGUUUCUUCUGACUUAACAGAGGAAAAGGAGAACGAGGAAGAAGAAGCCAUGGAUUCUAUCGUCUCGAGUUCAACGAUUUUUAUCCGAUCAUCUCUCACUCCGGUUCGUUCAGUUUCGUCGUCUUCCGUCGUGUCCGUCAAGCCACUGAGCUCAGCUCAGGUCGUCUCAUUCGAGACUAAUCGCCACAUACUUUCGUUCAGGUCCAGUGGUAGACGAACCAGGAAACUCGUAGCCAAUGCUUCUGGUUCGGCGAUAAGAUGCGGCGGAAUCAAAGAGAUCGGAGAGAGUGAGUUUUCGAGUACGGUUCUGGAAUCGGAUCGACCGGUUUUAGUGGAGUUCGUCGCUACUUGGUGCGGUCCCUGCAAAUUGAUCUAUCCAGCUAUGGAAUCCCUAGCUCAGGAAUAUGGUGACAAAUUGACGAUUGUAAAGAUUGAUCACGAUGCGAAUCCCAAGUUAAUAGCAGAUUACAAGGUUUAUGGUUUACCACAUUUUAUCCUCUUCAAGGACGGGAAGGAAGUUCCAGGUAGCAGAAGAGAAGGUGCUAUAACAAAGGCCAAGCUUAAGGAGUACAUUGAUGGUCUUUUGAUCUCAAUAUCUGUUGCUUAA